CGAGUAUGUAUGGAUAGUACGGUAGUUUACCUAACUAAGUUAGUUACGCCACGCCACAAGGAACCAGACACGGAAUUUUACCACUCCCAGCGGGUGUCUGCAGGGCUCCAACUUAGAAGCAAGCAACCUCCAGCAACGUCAGCUUCAACUCAGCCACUUGCGUGUCAGCUACCCAUGGCCCAACUGUCCAGCCGCAUUAGACUGGAUCACCAUGCGUUGACUGUGACCAUUGAGUGAUAUAUGAAGCUGUAUAUCCAUGCAAGCUGCCACAGAUGCUGUGUAUAACACAGGCACUCGUGAAGACAUUCGGAACCGGAAGCUGAAUCUGAAAGUAUGAACGGUAUGAAGACGCUGAAGGCCUGCAAGGUCUGUGCCAGCGCCAAAGUAAGGUGUGAGAUCGAGAAGGGUGAUCGGAAAUGCAGGCGGUACGUGGCUUUUGCGGACUUUCAAUUUCCUGUCCCAUACUACACUACAAAUGUAGUAGCUACAUUGAUUUAGUUAUUCGAGACUGAUUUUGUCUAUAAAACCACACCGUCAAAGAUGCUUUCGACUCAAGAAAGAAUGUACUCUCCAGCCCCGGGGAAGUCAUAGUCGCAUGGGACGCACAACAGCAAGAUUCUCUUCCAUCCCCACCCUCAUCCGCUCUUUCGUCAUCUUAUGCCCACACUUUGUCUUCUGUCCCGAAUAUUUCUGUCGAAUAUUCUCCUCUUUCAGCAUUUAAACAACUUAUCCCGCCAGACUCACGGGAAGCCAGUGGAUUAUUAGCUUUUUUCUGCUCAGAAAUGGCUCCUCUGUACCCCUUCACCCGACUUCCAUGGGGCAUAACCCCGCAAGAAUUACUGCUUGAGAAGCCCUUGUUAUACAUGGCCAUUCUGGGUGUUGCCUAUCAGAGCGAUACCCGGAGACAACAGACUCUCGCCAAGAUGUUUCGUGAAGAGAUCAGCCGCUCCAUUCUAAUUUGUGGAGAAAUGAACCUAGGAUUAUUGCAAGCUUUGUUGGUUUAUUCGGCAUGGAAUCAUGUUCACAUGCAGCUCAAGUCUCAACUGUCCAAUCUCCUCCCCUUGGCCAUGGUCAUGGUAACAGACCUCGAGCUAAGUAGGGAACCUCACACACGAUCAAAAACUUCACCCGCGGCCCUAAGAGAAGUAGGGCGGGCCCCCGCGGCCCCAAAUGCAAGAACUUUGGAGGAACGGCGUGCCUUCCUAGGGGUAUUCUGGCUGAGUUCAGUAACGAAGACAUGCGCGAAAGAAAUUGACGGAAUGAGAUUUAGCAGAUAUGCCGAUAAAUGCUGUCAUAUUCUGCAAGAGGCGACGGAGUACCCGACCGAUUCGUACCUUGUGCAUCUAGUCCGCAUUCAGCAAAUAGCUGAUACAAUUGGUGCAACAGUAUACAAUGAUAACCUCAUGGACUCAUCCACGCUAAAUGGGCCAGCAGCAACGCCCCUAGUUAUCUCAUCUUUAGAGAAGGAAGUCCAAGCAAUGGGUGAUAAAAUAAGCGAAAUGCGACAUCUCGUGAUCCCACCGGCAUCGAUGUUGAUGAUAUCUUACCACUCGAUGCAAGCCUACCUUUAUAAAAUUGCCUUGGAUGAUCGGCUAUUUUCAUCAUUAUCAGCAACGACCUCAGGAUGCCCAUGGGCAAGCAACACAGACGUACUGCCGUCUAACACGACUUCCACAAUCGCUCUCACAGUCCGCCGCACCGACCUGCUGGUCUCGUGCCUCUUCGCUAUCAAAUCCCUAGCGGACCACUUCUUGACGCUGACUGACAUGGUAAUAUUUUCGCUGCCAUACCCGACCUGGCUCCAGCUGGGGCACUGCAUCCUCAUCCUGACGCGUGUGAUGGAGAUCCGGCAUAACACAUGGGAUUUGGGGUAUGUGUCUCACCUGUUGGAUUUUCGAGAAGUGCUGAACAGGCUGGCACUGCGGUUGGAUAAAGUUAUUAGCCGGGGCAGGGAGGCCAGGCCAGCACAACAUUUACCACUAAUCUUUGAGGGGUUGGUAGAGAGGAUGGGGGAGAUUGGGAAGAUGAUUGGGGAAGGGCUGCAUGCCGUGGGGAGCGGGAACACUCGGAAUAGCAGUGCUCAUAACGACAUUGGCGAUGGGGAUGGGGAUGGAAAUGAGGAGUGGACUAGUGCGGGAGCGGUAGGGGAUGGUGCUGUACUUUGCGGAUAUGAGACUGGGAUGGUGUUUGAUGACGAGACAACGCAGGCAAUGCAUGACUUCUUCGGGGUUGGGGGGUGAUUGUUCUUUUUUGACCGGCGGGUAAAGAAAGCUUUGUGACAAGUUGAACUAAAUCAUGAUGUUUGUAGGAAUUUCAUGGCGGACAUGAUCUGAGUGCAGAUCAGUGAUGAUUCAUUUUGAAAUAUCCGUGUCCCGUCUGAGUGCUGAAAUAUGCUUUGAAGGUUGAUGUAACGUUAAGUCUAAAAUCCUCGAUGGAGAAAAUGAGCGGAGGAUGAGUCGAAUCUGAUAUAUCUGAGAUUGAGUCUGAUAUUCUAAAAUGAGACUUCGCAAAAUAUUUGUGGCUGAUGAUUGCGCCGCUGAGGCCGCUGAAUUGGAGGAUAGAUGGCUCUCCUCUACCUCGCUGCCUCGACCAUUAAGCGCCGAAGAUGAUCUUCUGGAACCAUGGAGUAUUGAGCCCUGAUGAAACAGAGGGGGUUCUAUAAAUAUGAAGAGAACAAAGCAAGCGCAUCAUCAGUAGAUCACGCUAUGUAGGCAACAUAGAGAUGGUGAAGUUGAAUAGGCAUUGAAUAUAGCUAGAAGAGCGACGCCUUAAAAAGUGCUAAGAUGUUAAAUUUU
Messenger RNA from Blastomyces gilchristii SLH14081, 2795 nucleotides. RefSeq lists its product as hypothetical. Gene Ontology annotation, biological process: regulation of DNA-templated transcription. Gene Ontology annotation, molecular function: transcription cis-regulatory region binding; zinc ion binding; DNA-binding transcription factor activity, RNA polymerase II-specific. Bases 783 to 2240 code for a protein of 485 amino acids. NCBI's taxonomy places the organism in Eukaryota, Fungi, Ascomycota, Eurotiomycetes, Onygenales, Ajellomycetaceae. The record is from RefSeq and is a predicted model, not a curated record. The transcript has 6 exons. Gene Ontology annotation, cellular component: nucleus.